Messenger RNA from Oncorhynchus keta (chum salmon), 2403 nucleotides. RefSeq names its product transmembrane protein 132D-like. The record is from RefSeq and is a predicted model, not a curated record. Bases 1 to 1782 code for a protein of 593 amino acids. The transcript is spliced from 5 exons. NCBI's taxonomy places the organism in Eukaryota, Metazoa, Chordata, Actinopteri, Salmoniformes, Salmonidae.
AUGCACCCCCCUAAAUACCGCAACGUCACCGAAACAACAGAUUUUGCGGUGUCAGAUCGUUGUGACUAUGUGUUUGUUAAUGGGAAGGAGACGAGGGGGAGGAUGAGGAUGGUGCUCAACUUCACCUACAGCUACCUGAGUGCCCAACUGGAGAUGAGUGUGUGGAUGCCCCGCCUCCCCCUGCUUAUCGACAUAGCCAACCCCGAACUCAGCCAGAUCAAGGGCUGGAGAGUCCCUGUGGCCACCGACAACAAGAGGUAUGAGAGGGUGAGUGAGGAUGAUGGUGAUGAAGUGGACAGUGAGAGGACAGAGAGUGGCUGUGUCCCUCAGUACCAGAGCACCACGGUGCGGGUCCUCACACACUUUAUGGCCCUAGGAGCUGAUGGGCUGGGCCAACAGGACUUCCUGCUGGGCAGUGAUUGGCAGGUGGACGUGACUGACCUGGUCCAGGAUUCGCUGAGGGUGGAGGACCAACGUGUUGCCCGCCUACUGAAGGGACAGGUCCUGAUGGGCCUCAGCACCGGCACAGCCAAACUACAGGUGAUGUCCCCUCUGUCUGACUCGAUCCUGGCUGAGCGGAUGGUCAGGGUUCUGGAAGACAAAGUGAGUGUGACAGAGCUGGGAGUGCAGCUGGUCUCUGGCCUCUCUCUGUCCCUCCAGCUCAGCCCAGGGAGCAACAGAGCCAUCGUCGCCACGGCUACAACACAGGAAGUCAUGCAGAAACUUAAACAGGAAUCUCUUAUCAGUGCCUGGCUUCAGUUCAGUGAUGGCUCCAUGACAUCUCUGGACCACUAUGACCCCGCCCACUUUGUGCUCACAGCCACCUCAUUGGAUGAGCAGGUGGUGUCAGUACAGCGCAGCACCGAGUGGAAGUGGCCGGUUAUCGUGGCAAAGGGUGAAGGUCAAGGGUUACUGGUGCGCGUAGAGAUGACAUCUUCAGAGUUCUGCCGGAAGACGAAGCGACGCAUCAUCCUGGCUGCCGGGGUAGGAAACAUCAGUGUUAGGUUUGGCAGCUCUGAGGAGCUGUACAGCCGCCCCGGAGGCAGAACCCGACCAGACGCACCCUACUACGGAGGCUCCAUCUCUGACAUUGAGGCUGGAAUCAUGAAUCGGGACGCUACCACGGUUAAGGCCCCCAUCCCGGUGAGGCCCAACGGGGACAGGCUAUUGGCCGACGGAGGAGUCCCUGGAGAGUUCUCUGAGUUCCCUGCCCAGGCGGAGCUGCCCCGGGGCCGCAGCACAGAGGAGGACCUGUUGUCAUCCCGCCGUGGCCUCACAGACCUGGAGAUCGGUAUGUAUGCCCUGCUGGGGGUCUUCUGCCUGGCCAUCCUAGUCUUCCUCAUCAACUGCAUCUCCUACGCCCUCAAGUACCGCAGCAAGGAGCUGCCCCUGGAGGCCCCUGAGGCAAUGCCUCAUGCCCACGACUGGGUGUGGCUUGGCCAGGAUGAGGGCCUGUGCCUGCAGCAGCAGCAGGACGAGCUGGGCUCAACCCUGGAGGAGGGCAGCCAGCUGCUGAAUGGAGGGGCCCUGAAGAGCAGUGCCCAGGGAAGCUGUCCGGGAGGUAGGAACGAGUCACUCAACUCACCCACCACCAAGAGGAAGAGGGUCAAAUUCACCACCUUCUCCAACGUCAAGCCCAAUAAUGGAUGCCCAGUUCUGAGCCCACUCGGACUGACCAACGACAUUAAGUGGGUGUGUCCAGACAUCGAGCUCGGGGACUCGCAAGAGCUCCGGAAUUACAUGGAGAGGUUGAACGAGAACGCUACAAAGAACGUUGUAUAGAGACGCUUGUAUUUUUAGUGGAUGAAUGAGUAACUCUAACACACCCGAAUGCCUUCAGAGUAAGGAGGGAGUGAGGGAUGCGUUUUAUUGAAAUUGGUUGGUACUGUACCUCGCUAUGACAACAAGAUGGCGCGUUCCAGCCAUUGUUGUUUCCAUUGUUACUAUCGGAAUGGUCAAGGAUCAGAAAUGAGGGGAAACUCAAAUUGCCAUUACACCACAUUGGAUGUGGGAAUUUUUUAAAACUUGAAUGACACUUUAAUUAGUAGAUAUAUCUUCUCCCUGUCUUUAAUUUUAGAUAAGCUUAUUUAAUUUUGUUUUCACGCACAGCUCUCUUUGUUGACUUUUUACAUCAUAAUUUCCUUAUUCUGCUGUGUAUUAUGUUGUUAAGCAAUUACAGUCUAUGAGAGAAGUGUUCAAAGCUAUUAAAAUUGUAAAUAAGUUGAGCAUAGACUGGUUUGGAGUAUGAGAGACAAUAUUUUGUAACAUCUUUCUUUAGUCUGUCCUCCUUUUUGCAUUUAAUUUUGUUCUCCAGAGAUCAACAUGCAUGUUACUAAAGACAAAGCCUGUCUUAGUUCCUGUUGAUCUGUCAGAAAUAAAUGUGUACAUACUGUAGAGUCCUCC